Messenger RNA from Stylophora pistillata, 1859 nucleotides. RefSeq lists its product as uncharacterized. NCBI's taxonomy places the organism in Eukaryota, Metazoa, Cnidaria, Anthozoa, Scleractinia, Pocilloporidae. The record is from RefSeq and is a predicted model, not a curated record. Gene Ontology annotation, molecular function: ATP hydrolysis activity; protein binding; GTP binding. Gene Ontology annotation, cellular component: cytoplasm.
UGGCAUUUUCACCUCUUGCUGCCCUCUUUUUUCUCAAAUUUUAAUUUAUUUUUCACAUACAUACUCAUACCUGAAAUGGAUUUUCUAGAAGAGCAAAAAGAAGAGGUUGAAAGCCUUAAAGCCAUAUUUCCUUACGAAUUCUCUGAACUCAGUUCUUUCCCUCCGACGUUUUUGAUCAGAAUUGAUGAACUAAACAUCUCAUCCUCCGUCACGUCGCUUCAACUGAAAAUUUCUCUUCCAUCGAAAUACCCAGAUGAAAUUCCUUCGAUCGAGAUACCAAAUCGCUCCAAUGCAUUACCAAAAGAGUUCAUAGAAGAACUGAUCUCCUUCUUGAAAUGUUCAUGCGAAGAAUCUAUAGGAAUGCCCAUGGUGUUUGGUUUAGUAGAUUCUGCGAAAGAAUGGAUUGGUGAAAAUGCAAUGAAACUCAACGGCUUUCAAGAAGACCAAGCAGCAAAGGUUGAAUCAGAUGAGGAAACAGAUGAUAAAGAUUCCUUUAACUUGGAAAAUUUUAAAGACAAAUUGGACAUUAUCAAUGCAAAAGGUGGAAGAUGGGACUUCGUCAUUGGCUUAAUUGGGAAACCCUCAGCUGGUAAAUCCACUUUCUUCAAUGCUGCUACCCACCAAAAUAUGGCAAAAAUAGGAGCCCAUCCAUUCACCACUAUUGAACCAAAUAUUGGGCAGGCAUUUUAUGCAAUACCUUGCCCCUGUGCUCAGUGGACAAAAAGAUGUCAUGCUCGAUAUGGCCACACUGCUCAAUGUGAAAGGUUUGUUCCAGUGGUGCUCAAAGAUGUGGCUGGUUUGGUGCCAGGUGCAUGUGAAGGAAGAGGACGGGGAAACAAAUUUUUGAAUGAUCUCUUGGAUGCUGAUGUACUCAUUCAUGUUAUUGAUCUGUCAGGGCAGACAGACGAGACUGGAAAACCCACCACAGAGUAUGACCCAACCAGAGAUAUUGGAUGGAUUCAACAAGAACUUCACAGCUGGAUUUAUGACAAUAUUAUGGACAAAUGGGACUCAAUUGUUAAGAAACCAGCCAAACUAUUUGACAUGUUCACUGGGUACCAUGCAUCUCAGGCAUUGAUUCACUUAACGUUUGAGUCAGCAGGAAUGUCAGAUAAAAAACUCCUUGCUCUUCCUAAGAUGGAAAAAGCAAAUGCUGAACUUUUGGUGCACAAAUUAGUUGACAAAUUCUUGUUCUUGCGCUUUCCUAUUCUAUUAGCUCUCAACAAAGUUGACCUUCCUGAUGCUAUUCAUAAUUUGAAGAAAUUUCAAGAGCAGUUUGUGGAUGUGAUGAUGGUCCCUGUUAGUGCAAGGAGUGAGUGUAUUCUACAACAAGCAUGCCAGGAUGACUUGUUGUCUUACCAAAGUGGAGCAUCACAUUUUGAAAUUAACCAUCAAACUCAGGAUCUAAGUGAAAAGUCCCAGAAAGAGUUGCUACAAGUAAAAAACAGCAUCCUUGACAUCUUUGGUGACACUGGUGUCCUGAAAGCUUUGUCACAAGCUGUGAAACUGCGCUCACCAAGUUACGCAUUUCCUGUUAACUGCCUUGAUACUUGUCAAUCAAUCAGUGUAGUCACUAAAGAGAAACCCCAGGUCCUCAGAGACUGUAUUGUGUUGAAACCGGGCACAACAGUAGAAAAACUCUUUAACAUCCUACUUUAUCCACCAGUUGCUCUCCUUGCUGGAGAGUAUGUGAGAGCAGAAGGAGUCAGUUCCAAAGGAGUGAAAUUUGUACUACAUAAACAUGACAUUGUGAAUGAGACAAACCAGAUUUUGAAAAUAAUGAGCACCAGAAAAGCUUCACUUUCGACAAAGACUAGAAAAUAAGUAUCAUUUUCCAAUAAAACAGAGAUAUAUUUUAA